CGCCGCCGCGCCCGCCGCCCGCCUUCGCCGCCGCCGCGAUGCGGCCCGGAGCGCCCGCCCGCCGCCCGGCCCGCUCCUGAGCCUGCUGUUCCACCCUCCUGGAGCUGCUCCAGGGCGCUGCCUGUCUGGCAGGAGUCCAGUGGUCAGCCAGGGCCCCUCCCCACUGCCGUCUGCGCAUGUGCCGGGGGGACCCAGGAGCCCCCAUUCUCCCGCACGUCGCCAGCCCUUUCCUGCCGAGGAGAGGGGCGCAUGCUGCCAUGAGCUCGCAGGGCCACCCAGACGGACUCUCCGGCCGAGACCAGCCCGUGGAGCUGCUGAGCCCCGCCCGCGUCGGCCACAUGCCCGGCCCUGUGGACGUGGCCUCGGCGCUGCCCCUGCAGGUGGCCCCCCCAGCCGUGCCCAUGGACCUGCGCCUGGACCACCCCUUCUCCCUGCCCGUGGCCGAGCCUGGCCUGCGGGAGCAGCAGCUGCAGCAGGAGCUCCUGGCGCUGAAGCAGAAGCAGCAGCUGCAGCGGCAGAUCCUCAUCGCCGAGUUCCAGCGGCAACAUGAGCAGCUGUCGCGGCAGCACGAGGCCCAGCUGCACGAGCACAUCAAGCAGCAGCAGGAGCUGCUGGCCCUGAAGCACCAGCAGGAGCUGCUCGAGCACCAGCGGAAGCUGGAGAGGCACCGGCAGGAGCAGGAGCUGGAGAAGCAGCACCGCGAGCAGAAGCUGCAGCAGCUGAAGAACAAGGAGAAGGGCAAAGAGAGCGCCGUGGCCAGCACAGAGGUGAAGAUGAAGCUGCAGGAGUUCGUCCUGAACAAGAAGAAGGCGCUGGCCCAGCGGAGCCUGAACCACUGCAUCACCAGCGACCCGCGCUACUGGUACGGGAAGACCCAGCACAGCUCGCUGGACCAGAGCUCCCCGCCGCAGAGCGGGGCGUCGGCCUCCUACCAGCACCCGCUCCUGGGCAUGUACGACGCCAAGGACGACUUCCCGCUGCGCAAGACAGCCUCCGAGCCCAACCUGAAGCUGCGCUCGCGGCUGAAGCAGAAGGUGGCCGAGCGGCGGAGCAGCCCGCUGCUGCGGAGGAAGGGCGGGCCCGUGGUCACCGCGCUCAAGAAGCGGCCCCUGGACGUGCCCGACUCGGCCUGCAGCAGUGCGCCCGGCUCAGGGCCCAGCUCCCCCAACAACAGCUCGGGCAACGUCAGCGCGGAGAACGGCCUCGCCCCCGCGGUGCCCAGCGUCCCCGCCGAGACCGGCCUGGCCCACAGACUGGUGGGGCGUGAGGCCGCACCGCUGCCCCUCUACACGUCGCCGUCCCUGCCCAACAUCACGCUGGGGCUGCCGGCCACGGGCCCCUCUGCGGGCGCAGCCGGCCAGCAGGACGUGGAGCGCCUGGCCCUGCCCGGGCUCCCGCAGCGCCUCCCCCUCUUCCCCAGCGCGCACCUGCCCCCCUACCUGGGCACGGCACCCCUGGAGCGGGACGGCGCCCACAACCCGCUGCUGCCGCACAUGGUCCUCCUGGAGCCGCCCACCGCCCAGUCGCCCCUGGUCGCCGGCCUGGGCGCGCUGCCCCUGCACGCCCAGUCCCUGGUGGGGGCCGAGCGCGUGUCCCCAUCCAUGCACAAGCUGCGGCAGCACCGGCCGCUGGGGCGCACGCAGUCGGCGCCGCUGCCCCAGAACACGCAGGCCCUGCAGCAGCUCGUGGUCCAGCAGCAGCACCAGCACUUCCUGGAGAAGCAGAAGCAGCUGCACCUUGGCAAGAUGAUCCCGAAGCCCAGCGAACCGGCCCGGCAGCCCGAGAGCCACCCCGAGGAGACGGAGGAGGAGCUGCGCGAGCACCAGGCCCUGCCCGAGGAGCCCUUCCUGGACCGGCUGGCGGGCCACUCGGAGCCGCACGGCCUGGCCGGGGUGCAGGUGAAGCAGGAGCCCAUCGAGAGCGAUGAGGAGGACGCUGAGCCCCAACGGGACGCAGAGCUGGGCCAGCGCCAGCCCAGCGAGCAGGAGCUGCUCUUCCGACAGCAAGCCCUGCUCCUGGAGCAGCAGCGGAUCCACCAGCUGAGGAACUACCAGGCCUCCAUGGAGGCCGCCGGCAUCCCCGUGUCCUUCGGCGGCCACCGGCCUCUGUCCCGAGCGCAGUCCUCCCCGGCGUCCGCCACCUUCCCCAUGUCUGUACAGGAGCCGCCCCCGAAACCGAGGUUCACCACAGGCCUGGUGUACGACACCCUCAUGCUGAAGCACCAGUGCGCCUGCGGCAGCAGCAGCACCCACCCCGAGCACGCCGGCCGCAUCCAGAGCAUCUGGUCCCGGCUGCAGGAGACCGGCCUGCGCGGCAAGUGCGAGUGCAUCCGAGGCCGCAAGGCAACGCUGGAGGAGCUGCAGACGGUGCACUCGGAGGCGCACGCCCUACUCUACGGCACCAACCCACUCAACCGGCAGAAACUGGACAGUAAGAAACUUCUAGGCUCGCUGGCCUCCGUGUUUGUCAGGCUGCCCUGCGGCGGUGUUGGGGUGGACAGUGACACCAUCUGGAACGAGGUGCACUCCUCCGGGGCCGCCCGUCUGGCUGUGGGGUGUGUGGUCGAGCUGGUCUUCAAGGUGGCCACGGGGGAGCUAAAGAAUGGCUUCGCGGUGGUCCGGCCCCCUGGGCAUCACGCAGAGGAGAGCACCCCCAUGGGCUUCUGCUACUUCAACUCCGUGGCCAUCGCAGCCAAGCUUCUCCAGCAGCGGCUGAGUGUGAGCAAGACGCUCAUUGUGGACUGGGACGUGCACCAUGGCAACGGCACCCAGCAGGCCUUCUACAGCGAUCCCAGCGUCCUGUAUGUGUCCCUGCACCGCUAUGACGACGGCAACUUCUUCCCGGGCAGCGGGGCACCCGACGAGGUGGGCACGGGGCCAGGCGUGGGCUUCAACGUCAACAUGGCCUUCACCGGGGGCCUCGACCCCCCCAUGGGCGACGCUGAAUACCUGGCAGCCUUCAGGACCGUGGUCAUGCCCAUCGCCAGCGAGUUUGCCCCGGACGUGGUGCUGGUGUCGUCUGGCUUCGACGCCGUGGAGGGCCACCCCACGCCUCUGGGUGGCUACAACCUGUCCGCCAGAUGUUUUGGGUACCUGACGCGGCAACUGAUGGGCUUGGCCGGCGGCCGCAUCGUGCUAGCCCUGGAGGGCGGCCACGACCUCACGGCUAUCUGCGACGCAUCAGAGGCCUGCGUCUCGGCGCUGCUGGGCAACGAGCUGGACCCACUCCCAGAGAAGGUCUUGGAGCAGCGGCCCAACGCCAAUGCGGUGCGGUCCAUGGAGAAGGUCAUCAGCAUCCAUAGCCAGUACUGGCGGUCCCUGCAGCGCCUGUCCUCCACGGCGGGCUACGCGCUGCUCGAGGCGCAGAAGUGCGAGAACGAGGAGGCCGAGACGGUCACGGCCAUGGCCUCCCUGUCCGUGGGCGUGACGCCCGCCGAGAAGAGGGCGGACGAGGAGCCCAUGGAGCAGGAGCCGCCCCUGUAGCCUCCGCCGUCUCUCUGUCUGUCUGUCUUGACGCGCAGCCGGGAAGACGCGUCCUGUGUCCUGCUGGCCCUGGACACCAGGUGCCAGGGGGCAAGCGGCUCGGGGAGCCCUUCUGCCGCCCAGCCCCCGGGGCCCGGACGGACGCCGCCCUGGGGCGAGCGCACACGCGGCGGCUCAGGGUGAGUCGCCUGCCUGGGCACCGCCGAGCGCAGUCCAGGCUCGGACACCGCGACCCCACUUGACCCAACUGGUGCUGGACGCUCGCUCCCACCCACGUGGCCGUGACCCCUUCGACUCAUCUUGUAGCUUCUUUUCUUGCGAAGACGACGUUGGCUCCGGCUUCCGCCGCGGACCUGAGCGUGGGCACCGGGUGGGCACCAGCGAGACCGCCCUCGAGGACGGAGACUGGGCAGGAACGGGGGGGCCCCCGGGCCCCCCCGGAAGCCAUGGGAGACGCGAGUUUGUGCCUUUCUUUAUUGCUCGGAUGGACGUGGGGCUGGGUUUUCUGAAGUCUGAGGAACGAUGCCUUAAGCAAAAUCAGCAGCAGGAAGGGGGGGUCCAAACCCCGCUUCCGCAUUUCUGCUGUUUGGGGGAUGGAGGUGGUUCCAGCCAAGUGGCAGAGACUGUGGGGGGCGUUCAGGUCCACCCCGUUUUCGACGAAUCCAAAGUGUUCUUUCCUUCCGUCACCUGACGCCGUCGCUAUGAAGCAUGCCCAGACCGGAAUGCUUUUUAUGAAAAGCAAGUAGCAUGAAGUAUUGCUUAAAUUUUAGGUAUAAAUAAAUAUAUAUAUGUAUAAUAUAGAUUCCAAUGUAUUCCAAGCUAAGAAACUUGAUUCUUAUGAAAUCUUGAUAAAAUAUUUAUAAUGCAUUUAUAGAAAAAGUAUAUAUAUAUACAAAUAUAUAUAUAAAGUAAAUGCAGAUGGCAAAGGUCCCUGGUGGUGACCGACUGUGGACUCGAUUCAAAGGUGCUUCCAGAGGACCUCGCAGGGAGCCCCUGGAGGGCGGGGCCGAGACCCCCGCGCCUCACGCACAAUCUGUACUUACUGGACCUGUAUAGCCACGAGGACACGUUUGCUGUUGGUUUUUUGUAUGACUUUUCUACAAAGGGCCUGGAUAUGCGUCAUUCUGUGAGUCUGUGUCCGUUCUCUCCACCAGGUGGGUUUUCCGACGGGGGGCCGGUGCUCCCUCUCUCCUUCUGAACUCGCACUCGUACGCUUUUCUUUUCUUUUUUUUUUUUUUUGACUCUCAGAGGUGUGUUUUUUUAAGCUUUUCGUUGUGUUCUGUUUUGUGCAGUGGCGGGUUCCGCGGCGCAGAGUGUGGCCGCAGGCUCGGGGCUGCCGCCAUGGCAGGACCCCCCCGCCCCCCCACCGCUGGUGCUCACUCCACUGGCUGCACUGUUGGGGCAGAGUUUUAACUUGAGUUUCCCAAAGACCUUUUCAGAGCUGGUGGGCGCGGGCCGGCCCGUUCCUGCAGUGCCCCCGUUGUCCCGGCCCUGGGUGCAGCUGGUGGUGACCGCGCCCGUCGGCCGCCCGCCUCGGCUCUUCUCUCACUUUUUUUCCGGUUCCUUGUUUUCUAUCACGUGAAGCCACCGACCACCUCCCGUGUGCCCCAGCGUGCCGGCCGUGGGCCUGCGGGCCGGCCUUUUGGCGACGGGCACUUUGGACCCAGUGCUUGUCCGGUCGGGGGCAGGACGGGGCUGGAUGGGUCGUGCACAGCCCACAGCGGUCCAGUGACCACCCUGGGGCCGGACAGCAGACUCCACUCCGAGGGGUCGUUCUGAGCCUCCUGGGGGCUUCCCGCAGUCCGGAGCGGGGCUGGCUGGCCAGCCAGCCGGGCAGUACAGGGCAGCGGAGGCCGGGCGGCCUUUGCACUGAGCACAUGCAGCGGCCGGGCUGUGCGCGGCCCAGCCUUCCGGGAGCGCAGGCCAGCACUUUAUACCCUUUGCAGACCCCUGCGGGUCCCCAGCAGGAGGCCGGCCGGGCGCCUGCGAGAGAGUGUUUCAGAUUUUCUUUCCUCGGAGGGGUGCGUGGGGGCGAUGCGCGCCCGAGCCCUCCCGCCCGCAGCGCUCACUCCGUCUUCUUUGUAGCCCCGGCCUGUGUGUUUCCGGGCGCUGAUACACAUCUGAAUCUCUAUAGAAAUACACAUGAAUCUAUUUUUUUAAGUUUCCUACUCCUGAAGUCGCAUGGGCAAGCACGCAUGUCUGCCCUGGACAGUUUGCACGCGUCUCGGCAGCUCGGGGAGAAAUGCCUUUUCCCCCUCUCCUGACACUUGCAGGUGCAAAAGAUGGGGAUUUUUCUGUAAAGCAAAGCGCUGGAGCCAGCGUCGGGAGGGGGAGCGUUUGCGUCUUUACUGGACUUACUCUUGAGAAAUCGUACUUUUUAUUGUAAGGAAAAUUAAAAAAAAAAAAGUCUACUUAAACAUUUGUCAUAUUAAGAAAAAGUUUAUCUAGCCUUUGUGACUUACCAAUCAUAGAGUCUGUUGUAUCUAUGUGGAAACAGUGUUUGCAGGGCCCCCGGGGACUCGCCAGGGUGGGGGGGCCCCCUCCUGGCGGGCCCUGCGCCCCCACCGAGCCGCCCGGACUCCGCUGCCUCCUGCGCUUCCUCUUUCUCAGCGUCGGGCCGGCUCGGACUCACUUUCCGCCAGAGCGGUGGGCAGGCUGGGGCACUGCGGUUUCAAAUUCUACUUUGCAUUGAGAGGAAACCGUUUCUUCCUUGUACUGGGGCGGGCGGCUCCCGGCCCAGCUCCUGUUGUCUCUGACCUGAUUAAAAGUCUCCUAUU
Molecule: messenger RNA, 6259 nt
Organism: Sorex araneus (European shrew)
Lineage: Eukaryota; Metazoa; Chordata; Mammalia; Eulipotyphla; Soricidae
Gene: HDAC4
Product: histone deacetylase 4
Exons: 27
Coding region: 177-3482 (1101 amino acids)
Biological process (GO): negative regulation of transcription by RNA polymerase II; chromatin organization
Cellular component (GO): histone deacetylase complex
Molecular function (GO): histone deacetylase activity
Source: RefSeq, a predicted model, not a curated record